AUGGGCAGCCUUACUUCGCCAACGCCACCGGACGUCGAGUUCGUUGACUUGGUUGUCAUUGGAGGUGGUCCGACUGGACUCCUUUCUGCCGUACUGGCAAGGCAGCAGGGCCUCUCCGUCCGCAUUAUUGAUGAGAAGCCAUCGUCCCUUGAACUAGGAAGAGCAGAUGCUCUAAAUGCUCGUACACAGCAGUAUCUAGAGGUUGUGGGCGUCCUAGAGUCCCUUCGCUCGAAAGGUAUUGAAUGCAACACCAGCUCUACCUUUGGAGAUGGGGUCUUCAAGUCGAGGCAAAGUCACUGGUGGACCAGCCUUGAGCAUUGUUUGCACAAAUGCUUCCUCAUGAUUGGUCAACCUGAUGUGGAAGCCGCCUUUCUGAGCCUUUUGGACACUCCGGUAUACUACAAGGAGAAGGUAGUAGCGGUACAGGAGGAUGAACAAAGCGUUACGGUAACCACAAAUGCUGGUCGGGUAUUCCAUGGCAAGUAUGCCAUCGCAGCUGAUGGAGCUAGAUCCCAUGUUCGUGGUGGGCUUGGCAUUUCCUUCAAGGGGACAAAGCCGGAAAUGGUGUGGGCUGUUCUGGAUACCUUCAUUGACACGGACUUUCCCGAGUGUUCGGAAAUCAUCACAUUCCAGUUGAAGGGCCAGUCCCGAGUCUCGUGGAUCCCGCGCGAGCGAGGUAUGGCGCGAUUUUAUGUCUUGUUGGAUGGCGAGAUCACGCAGAGCAAAGCUGAGGACUCCAUCCGAGAGCAUAUGACUCCACAUCGUAUCGAUUUUGUGAAGACGGAAUGGUUCAGUACCUUCGAGGUCAAAGAGAGAAUAGCUUCGUCUUUUGUUUCCAAAGAAGGCACCGGUCGGGUUAUUUUAGCAGGGGAUGCCGCCCAUGUUCAUUCAGUCAACGGGGGCCAGGGUCUGAAUACCGGAAUUGCAGAUGCGUUUGGUAUCGGCUGGCGAAUUGCCACGGCAAUCCGCCAUCCGGAUGGGGCGACACAGCUGAUCCAGAGCUAUGAUACCGAACGUCGGGCUGUAGCCCAGGAUGUGAUCAACGUUGCGGCAAGACUAGUCCGGGAUACCAUGCGCAGCGCACAAGAAUAUGUUGCAACCAUUGAGAAGAAUGCUGGAUACAUUACUGGCAUGGGUGUCUCGUACGACGGAGCAGGAUCCGUUUUGAUAAGAGCAUCCGCAAAGGGUAUCUGGACGGCUGGAAAGCGUUGCCCUGACCUAGACUUGUUUGAGUUAGGGUCCGAACAGCCUCAACGGCUUUACUCCAUUACUCGCUACGGCAGGUUUUUGAUCCUACAAGUGGGCAACAACCAUUCCCCUAAGCACCUCUUCAAGGAUGUGGCAGAUUAUCAUACUGUUGUUGCGUUAGAAGACGGAAGUCUGAGUAAGCAGCGCGGUGUUGAUGAAGAUGCGAUCCUGCAAUUCCGGUCGGCACAUGUCACCUAUGGAGAUGCGUUUGUCGUAGUUGUGCGACCAGAUAUGUACAUCGGCUUUGUGGGUGCCGAGGCUGACGCUGACCACUACAUGUCGAGCAUCUUUGCGACAAGUCCAACUCUGUGA
Molecule: messenger RNA, 1560 nt
Organism: Truncatella angustata
Lineage: Eukaryota; Fungi; Ascomycota; Sordariomycetes; Amphisphaeriales; Sporocadaceae
Product: FAD binding domain-containing protein
Exons: 6
Coding region: 1-1560 (519 amino acids)
Molecular function (GO): FAD binding
Source: RefSeq, a predicted model, not a curated record